Molecule: messenger RNA, 7895 nt
Organism: Orcinus orca (killer whale)
Lineage: Eukaryota; Metazoa; Chordata; Mammalia; Artiodactyla; Delphinidae
Gene: CBY1
Product: chibby family member 1, beta catenin antagonist
Exons: 5
Coding region: 5434-5904 (156 amino acids)
Biological process (GO): negative regulation of Wnt signaling pathway
Cellular component (GO): nucleus
Source: RefSeq, a predicted model, not a curated record
UUUAUUUUUUUAUACAGCAGGUUCUUAUUAGUCAUCAGUUUUAUACACAUCAGUGUAUACAUGUCAAUCCCAAUCGGCCAAUUCAUCACACCACCACCACCACCCCCCCGCCGCUUUCCGCCCUUGGUGUCCAUACAUUUAUUCUCUACAUCUGUGUCUCAAUUUCUGCCCUGCAAACCAGUUCAUCUGUACCAUUUUUCUAGGUUCCACAUAUAUGCGUUAAUAUACGAUACUUGUUUUUCUCUGUCUGACUUACUUCACUCUGUAUGACAGCCUCUAGAUCAAUUCAUGUCUCAAAAAAUGAUCUAAUUUUGUUCCUUUUUAUGGCUGAGUAAUAUUCCAUUGUAUAUAUGUACCACAUCUUCUUUAUCCAUUCGUCUCUCGAUGGUCAUUUAGGUUGCUUUCAUGACCUGGCUAUUGUAAAUAGUGCUGCAAUGAACAUUGGACUGCGUGUGUCUUUUUGAAUUAUGGUUUUCUCUGGGUAUAUGCCCAGUAGUGGGAUCGCUGGAUCAUAUGGUAAUUCUAUUUUUAGUUUUUUAAGGAACCUCCAUACUGUUCUCCAUAGUGGCUGUAUCAAUUUACAUUCCCACCAACAGUGCAAGAGGGUUCCCUUUUCUCCACACCCUCUCCAGCAUUUGUUGUUUGUAGAUUUUCUGAUGAUGCCCAUUCUAACUGCUGUGAGGUGAUAACCUCAUUGUAGUUUUGAUUUGCAUUUCUCUAAUAAUUAGUGAUGUUGAGCAGAUUUUCAUGUGCUUCUUGGCCAUCUGUAUGUCUUCUUUGGAAAAUUGUCUAUUUAGGUCUUCUGCCCAUUUUUGGAUUGGGUUGUUUGUUUCUUUAAUAUUGAGCUGCAUGAGCUGUUUAUAUAUUUUGGAGAUUAAUCCUGUGUCCGUUGAUUCAUUAGCAAAUAUUUUCUCCCAUUCUGAGGGUUGUCUUUUCGUCUUGUUUAUGGUCUCCUUUGCUGUGCAAAAGCUUUGAAGUUUCAUUAGGUCCCAUUUGUUUAUUUUUGUUUUUAUUUCCAUUACUCUAGGAUGUGGAUCAAAUAAGAUCUUGCUGUGAUUUAUGUCAAAGAGUGUUCUUCCUACGUUUUCCUCUAAGAGUGUUAUAGUGUCCGGUCUUAACAUUUAGGUCUCUAAUCCAUUUUGAGUUUAUUUUUGCGUAUGGUGUUAGGGAGUGUUCUAAUUUCAUUCUUUUACAUGUAGCUGUCUAGUUUUCCCAGCACCACUUACUGAAGAGACUGUCUUUUCUCCAUUGUAUAUCCUUGCCUCCUUUGUCACAGAUUAGUUGACCAUACGUGUGUGGGGUUAUCUCUGGGCUUUCUAUCUUGUUCCAUUGAGCUAUGUUUCUGUUUUUGUGCCAGUACCAUAUUGUCUUGAUUAGUGUAGCUUUGUAGUAUAGUCUGAAGUCAGGGAGUCUGAUUCCUCCAGCUCCGUUUUUUUUCCUCAAGAGUGCUUUGGCUAUUCGGGGUCUUUUGUGUCUCCAUACAAAUUUUAAGAUUUUUUGUUCGAGUUCCAUAAAAAAUGCCAUUGGUAAUUUGAUAGGGAUUGCAUUGAAUCUGUAGAUUUCUUUGGGUGGUAUAGUCAUUUUCACAAUAUUGAUUCUUCCAAUUCAAGAACAUGGUAUAUCUCUCCAUCUGUUGGUAUCAUCUUUAAUUUCUUUCAUCAGUGUCUCGUAGUUUUCUGCAUACAGCUCUUUUGUCUCCCUAGGUAGGUUUAUUCCUAGGUAUUUUAUUCUUUUUGUUGCAAUGGUAAAUGGGAGUGUUUCCUUAAUUUCUCUUUCAGAUUUUUCAUCAUUAGUGUAUAUAGGAAUGCAAGAGAUUUCUGUGCAUUAAUUUUGUAAACUGCAACUUUACCAAAUUCAUUGAUUAGCUCUAGUAGUUUUCUGGUGGCAUCUUUAGGAUUCUCUAUGCAUAGUAUCAUGUUCUCUGCAAACAGUGCCAGUUUUACUUCUUCUUUUCCAGUUUGUAUUCCUUUUAUUUCUUUUUCUUCUCUGAUUGCCGUGGCUAGGACUUCCAAAACUAUGUUGAAUAAUAGUGGUGACAGUGGACAUCCUUGUCUCCUUCCUGAUCUUAGAGGAAAUGCUUUCAGUUUUUCACCUUUGAUAAUGAUGUUUGCUGUGGGUUUGUCAUAUAUGGCCUUUAUUAUGUUGAGGUAGGUUCCCUCUAUGCCCACUUUCUGGAGAGUUUUUUUCAUAAGUGGGUGUUGAAUUUUGUCAAAAGCUUUUUCUGCAUCUGUUGAGAUGAUCAUAUGGUUUUUAUUCUUCAGUUUGUUAAUAUGGUGUAUCACAUUGAUUGAUUUGCGUAUAUUGAAGAACCCUUGCAUUCCUGGGAUAAAUCCCACUUAAUCAUGGUGUAUGAUCGUUUUAAUGUGUUGUUGGAUUCUGUUUGCUAGUAUUUUGUUGAGGAUUUUUGCAUCUGUGUUCAUCAGUGAUAUUGGCCUGUAGUUUUCUUUUUUUGUGACAUCUUUGUCUGGUUUUGGUAUCAGGGUGAUGGUGGCCUCAUAGAAUGAGUUUGGGUGUGUUCCUUCCUCUGCAGUUUUCUGAAAGAGUUUGAGAAGGAUAGGUGUUAGCUCUUCUCUAAAUGUUUGCUAGAAUUCACCUGUGAAGCCAUCUGGUCCUGGACUUUUGUUCGUUGAAAGAUUUUUAAUCACAGUUUCAAUUUCAUUACUUGUGAUUGGUCUGUUCAUAUUUUCUAUUUCUUCCUGGUUCAGUCUUGGAAGGUUAUACCUUUCUAAGAAUUUGUCCAUUUCUUCCAGAUGGUCCAUUUUAUUGGCAUAGAGUUGCUUAUAGUAGUCUCUUAGGGUGCUUUGUAUUUCUGUGGUGUCUGUUGUAACUUCUCCUUUUUCAUUUCUAAGUUUAUUGAUUUGAGUCCUCUCCCUGUUUUUCUUGAUGAGUCUGGCUAAUGGUUUAUCAAUUUUGUUUAUCUUCUCAAAGAACCAGCUUUUAGUUUUAUUGAUCUUUGCUCUUGUUUUCUUUGUUUCUAUUUCAUUUAUUUCUGCUCUGAUCUUUAUGAUUUCUUUCCUUCUGCUAACUUUGGGUUUUGUUUGUUCUUCUUUAGUUCCUUUAGGUGUAAGGUUAGAUUGUUUAUUUGAGAUUUUUCUUGUUUCUUGAGGUAGGCUUGUAUAGCUAUAAACUUCCCUCUUAGAACUGCUUUUGCUGCAUCCCAUAGGUUUUGGGUUGGCGUGGUUUCAUUGUCAUUUGUCUCUAGGCAUUUUUUGAUUUCCUCUUUGAUUUCUUCAGUGAUCUCUUGGUUAUUUAGUAACAUAUUGUUUAGCCUCCAUGUAUUUGUGUUUUUUACGUUUUUUCCCUGUAAUUCAUUUCUAAUCUCAUAGCGUUGUGGUCAGAAAAGAUGCUUGAUAUGAUUUCAAUUUUCUUAAAUUUACUGAGGCUUGAUUUGUGACCCAAGAUGUGAUCUAUCCUGGAGAAUGUUCCGUGUGCACUUGAGAAGAAAGUGUAAUCUGCUAUUUUUAUAUGGAAUAUCGUAUAAAUAUCAAUUACAUCUAACUGGUCUGUUGUGUCAUUUAAAGCUUCUGUUUCCUUAUUUAUUUUCAUUUUGGAUGAUCUGUCCAUUGGGGUAAGUGAGGUGUUAAAGUCCCCCAUUCUUAUUGUGUUAGUGUCAAUUUCCUCUUUUAUAGCUGUUAACAGUUGCCUUAUGUAUUGAGGUGCUCCUAUGUUGGGUGCAUAUAUAUUUACAAUUGUUUUAUCUUCUUCUUGGGUCAAUGCCAUGAUUAUUAUGUAGUGUCCUUCCUUGUCUCUUGUAACAUUCUUUAUUUUAAAGUCUAUUUUAUCUGAUAUGAGUAUUGCUACUCCAGCUUUCUUUUGAUUUCCAUUUCCAUGGAAUAUCUUUUUCCAUCCCCUCACUUUCAGUCUGUAUGUGUUCCUAGGUCUGAAGUGGAUCUCUUGUAGACUGCAUAUAGAUGGGUCUUGUUUUUGUAUCCAUUCAGCAAGCCUGUGUCUUUUGGUUGGGGCAUUUAAUCCAUUCACGUUUAAGGUAAUUAUCGAUAUGUAUCUUCCUAUGACCACUUUCUUAAUUGUUUUGGGUUUGUUUUUGUAGGUCCUUUUUCCUCUCUUGUGUUUCCCACUUAGAGAAGUUCCUUUAGCAUCUGUUGUAGAGCUGGUUUGGUGGUGCUGAAUUCUCUUGGCUUCUGCUUGUCUGUAAAGCUUUUGAUUUCUCCAUGGAAUCUGAAUGAGAUCCUUGCCAGGUAGCGUAAUCUUUCCUGUAGGUUCUUCCAUUUCAUCACUUUAAGUAUAUCAUGCCACUCCCUUCUGGCUUGUAGAGUUUCUGCUGAGAAGUCAGCUGUUAACCUUAUGGGAGUUCCCUUGUAUGUUAUUUGUCAUUUUUCUCUUGCUGCUUUCAGUAAGUUUUUCUUUGUCUUUAAUUUUUGCCAGUUUGAUUACUAUGUGUCUCGGCGUGUUUCUCCUUGGGUUUAUCCUGUAUGGGGCUUGCUGCACCUCCUGGACUUGGGUGGCUAUUUCCUUUCCCAUGUUAGGGAAGUUUUCGAAUAUAAUCUCUUCAAAUAUUUUCUCUGGUCCUUUCUCUCUCUCUUCUCCUUCUGGGACCCCUAUAACACGAGUGUUGUUGUAUUUAGUGUUGUCCCAGAGGUCUCUUAGGCUGUCUCCAUUUCUUUUCAUUCUUUUUUCUUUAUUCUGUUCCGCAGCAGUGAAUUCCACCAUUCUGUCUUCCAGGUCACUUAUCUGUUCUUCUGCCUCAGUUAUUCUGCUAUUGAUUCCUUCUAGUGUAGUUUUCCUUUCAGUUAUUGUAUUGUUCAUCUCUGCUUGUUUGUUCUUUAAUUCUUCUAGAUCUUUGUUAAACAUUUCUUGCAUCUUCUCGAUCUUUGCCUCCAUUCUUUUUCCGAGGUCCUGGAUCAUCUUCACUAUCGUUAUUCUGAAUUCUUUUUCUGGAAGGUUGCCUAUCUCCACUUCAUUUAGUUGUUUUUCUGGGGUUUUAUCUUGUUCCUUCAUCUGGUACAUAGCCCUCUGUCUUUUCAUCUUGUCUGUCUAUCUGUGAAUAUGUUUUUUGUUCCACAGGCUGCAGGCCUGUAGUUCUUGCCUCUGCUGUCUGACCUCUGGUGGAUGAGGCUAUCUAAGAGGCUUGUGCAAGUUUCCUGAUGGGAGGGACUGGUGGUGGGUAGAGCUGACUGUUGCUCUGGUGGGCAGAGCUCAGCAAAACUGUAAUGUGAUUGACUGCUGAUGGGUGGGGCUGGAUUCCCUCCCUGUUGGUUGUUUGGCCAGAGGCAACCCAACAUUGGAGCCUACCUGGGUUAUUUGGUGGGGCUAAUGGUGGACUCUGGGAGGGCUCACACCAAGGAGUACUACCCAGAACUUCCGCUGCCACUGUCCUUGUCCCCACGGUGAGCCACAGCCACCCCUGCCUCUGCAGGAGACCCUCCAACACUAGCAGGAGAAGAGAGCAUUGACCUUUCCUUCAUCAGGCCAAAGAUGCCUCUCUUUGGGAGUACAUUCAGUCCGAAGAAGACGCCCCCUCGGAAGUCUGCGUCUCUCUCCAACCUGCAUAAUGUGAGUGUCAGCAUGGGGCUCGACCUGGUGUGCAGCGUGACUGGAGCAUUGAGCCUGGUUUCUUAUGGAAAGUGUGGUCCUCCAGAGUUGGAUCGGUCGACCCGGGAGGUGGAGCUGGGCCUUGACUAUGGAACGCCCACCAUGAACCUGGCCGGGCAGAGCCUGAAGUUUGAAAACGGCCAGUGGAUAGCAGAGACAGGGGUUAGUGGAGGUGUGGACCGGAGGGAGGCCCAGCGCCUCCGGAGGCGGAACCAGCAGCUGGAGGAAGAGAACAAUCUCUUGCGGCUGAAGGUGGACAUCCUGCUGGACAUGCUCUCUGAGACCACUGCUGAAUCCCACUUAAUGGAGAAGGAGCUGGAUGAACUGAAGAGUGUCAGCCGGCGGAGAAAAUGAAGACCCCAAAGCCACCCGUCAGGCGCACACGGGGAAACCCUUCGUCAGAAGAGGAGGAUGUGGCUGAGGGAAUUUUUAACCAAAUAGUGGAUUAGGUCCUGGGAGAGAGUAUCAUAUAAUGGGGCCAAAAGGCACUGGCCCCCUUAGGUUGGCAGUAGGAAGGUGACGACGUAGUGGAUUCCAGGCCAGUCCUGUGCUUCACAGCACAGCGAGGCCUCCUCAGGGAGGUCUGGGGUGACGGAGGCCUUUGGUGUCCUCCAGUUACUUAACACACCAAUGCCCGUGGCCCAGGCUCACGCUUAGCGGACGGAGUUCGUCGUAUCAUCCCCUCACACUGUUGUGUGUGGUGUGGCAUCAGGUGUACAGAGCCUUGUUGUUAGGGGUCUCAGAUAAGGUCUCCUGGUUCUCUGCCCUUCAGGCCACUCUCUCCCUCCUUUAGAGAAUACUUGUUCCCCAAAUCCACAGCCUCCUCUGGCGUCAGCUUCUCAGCAGCAAGCACCACCCUCCCACGGCAACGCUAUAUUUUUGUGCUACUUUCCUGUCUACCCUACUUUUUUAAAUUAAAUGAUGUUCUAUAAUCUCUCUCUGGCCAAAGUGACUGAGAAGAGAAACAUCAGUUCUUGAAGAAGUAAGUAAUGGAGGCUGGGUUCUAAGCUUCCGAUGCUCCAUCCAAAGACAGGACUUUUAGGUUGUGGGGAAAGGUCACCGUUGCAGAAGAAGCGUUCCAGCCUCCUGGGCGUUGGCAGAGGCUGGUCUGGAACAGAGCAGUCUCUCUGCUCAGAUUCCCCUGCCUUCCUCUUUCGGGGUGUUGGAACUAGCCUGGACCAGGCAGGGACCGAGUGGUUGGGAUGGGGGCCUGGUUUCCUGGAGUGGGAAUCUGUGUCUUCGAGUGAGCUGGGCUUCUCUGGCUGGGCGAGGGAGCCAGCCAAACGCAGUAAGAGGGAGUCGAGCUUCCAAAGUCAAGGGGGAAGCCACUGAGGGUGGGGACACAGAGCCCCAGGCUUUAGCCCAGGGAUGGCUGCUAAGGUCAGGACACCUGUUUCCCACCUGGACGGGGCUCAGGAUGUUGCUUCACACUCUCAUUUCCUCCUCAGCUCAGCCCUGUGGAGCAAGGCCUCUCAGUCAGCGUGCCUAUUGGCAGAUAAGGAAGCAAAGCCCAGGAGGUUCAGAAACUGGUCUAGGAUCAGACAGCGGAAGUGUGGGAGCCUGCUGAUUCCCGGCCCACAUUGAAAGAGGGGAGCUGUGUGGGGGGCUGCCUCCAAUGGAGGCUGCUGUGUGUAGGCCACCCUCAGGGCCAGCUCCAUGGGGGAGGGAUAGAGAAGCAUGAUCUGUAGCCCCAGCCCAUAACCUUCCUUCCCGAUAAUAGGAGAGACUAAUUCAGAAGACAUUGGAAAAGGAUGUUAUAUGAGGGUGUAAAUCUUCAGGUGCAGAUAAUAGGCGCAAUUGAGUUUGCUUAUUCCUAGACCAGUAUCAUUAGCAACCAUUUACCCUGCACCCUGGAUACCAGACAUCUGUAGACAGUCCCCCUGACUUAUGACGGUUCAACUUAAAAUUUUUCAACUUUAUGGUGGUACAAAAGUGAUACGCAUUUAGUAUAAACUGUACUUCGAAUUUCGAUAGUUUUCCGGGCCAGCAAAAUGCAAUACGAUGCUCGUGAUGCGAGGCAGUGGCAGUGAGCUGCAGCUCCCCAUCAGCACGCAGUCACGAGGAUGAACAAUCAACACACUUAAAACCACUCUGUUUUUCAUUUUCAUUUCAGUACAGUAUCCAAAAAAUUACAUGAGAUAUUCGACACUUUUUGUAAAAUAGGCUUUGUGUUAGAUGAUUUUGCCUGCCUGUAGGCUAAUGUAAGUGUUCUGAGCACAUGUAAGUUGGCUAAGCUACGAUGUCUGGUAGCUUAGGGGUAUUACAUGCAUUUUCGACUUAUAUUUUCAACUUAUGAUGGGUUUAUUGGGACAUAAACCAAAGAAGGGCUAUAUUUCUAAUUCUCA